CACUCAGAUGCUUCAGCUCUCCAACCAGCUGGCGCAGCGCAGCAGACACUCUGCUCAGUCUUCCUCUCAGAGUUCUGGUUGGUUAGACGAUCAGGCUGGAGGGAGGCCUCAGGUCCAGUCUGCUGAGGAGGAUUUCUUCAAGGAGGUCUCACCAGCGAAACAACAGUCCUCAGCACCAGGGGGCCAAUGAUAUGGGGGGAAGCGGAGACGACAGCGGGCCAGGGAGGCUGAGCCGCAGACUGUCUCGCCUGGGCAGCAGGCAUCAGUCCAGGGAUCCACCGAGACCUCCGGCUCAGGCAGAGAGACCUGCUGCCCCACCUGACAGACCUGUUCACCAAGAUGACAGUCCUUCUCCAUCAGCCCCUGCUUCACUUCCACCUCUUGCUCCAGCUCCAGCACUGGGUCCUGUUCCUCUUUCCCUGCCCAAGGAAACGCCACCGAAACGCCCGGACAAAGCAACAAAGCCCAAACUUCCUCCUCGCCCUCUCUCCAAGGUGUUCAGCAGCACUGAUCAUGGAGCAGCUGUGUUGCAGGGCUUUGAUACUUUUCGGGCAGAUGAGACUCUCUGUGAUGUUGUCUUGGUUCCAGGGGACAGCAAGGACACGUUUCCAGUCCACAGAGUCAUCAUGGCUUCAUCCAGUGACUAUUUCAAGGCAAUGUUCACAGGAGGCAUGAGGGAGCAGGAGAUGAGAGAGAUAAAGCUGCAUGGGGUCACUAAGUCGGGUUUAAAGAACAUCAUAGACUUCAUUUACACAUCCAAAGUCACCCUCGACAUGGGUAAUCUCCAGGACACGCUGGAGGCUGCUAACUUCUUGCAGGUCAUGCCUGUGCUGAGCUUCUGUAAUCAGCUUCUGAGCAGUGAGAUCACUAUUGAUAACUGUGUGGAAGUCGAACGCAUCGCAACAGACUUGCUCCUGGAGGAUGUUCAGCUGAAUAUAGGUGAGUUUGUGGGCCAGAACCUCUCAGCGUUGGUGCAGUGUGGCCGUUACCUCCAGCUCUCUGAGACCAGCAUGGCCAACGCUCUGGCCAGCAACUCACUGGAAGGUUUCUCCGAACUGGAGCUCUACCACAUCGCCAGAGGAUGGCUGGACCACGACCCCUCUACACGUCACUCAUCCGUCUACGCCUUAAUGCGCCAUAUUCGCUUCCCACUGAUGAGCCCCAAUGAGCUGAUUCAGAUCUCCCAGGAUGAAGAAGAAGGAGGCGACUCCCUGAUGCGCUCUGACACGGCCUGUGUGAACCUCCUGCUGGAGGCCAGCAACUACCAGAUGAUGCCUUUCAUGCAGCCAGCCCUGCAAACUGAGCGGACGCAAAUACGCUCAGACUCCACGCAUAUUCUGGCACUGGGCGGCGUGAUGCGGCAGCAGCUGGUGGUGAGCCGGGAGCUGAGGCUGUAUGAUGAAAAUACCAACCACUGGAGGGCCCUGAAGCCCAUGGAGGUACCACGCUAUCAGCAUGGUGUGGCUCUUCUAGGCGGCUUCCUCUUCAUCGUUGGAGGCCAGAGCACAUACGACACCAAGGGUAAGACGGCCAUAGACAGCGCCUACCGCUAUGACCCGCGCUUCGACAAGUGGCUUCAGAUCGCUUCGCUCAACGAGAAGAGGACCUUCUUCCACCUCAGCGCUCUGAAGGGGAAACUGUUUGCAGUGGGAGGGAGGAAUGCCUCUGGGGAGAUCGAAACGGUGGAGUGCUACAACCUGAAGAAGAAUGAGUGGACAUUAGUGAGCAGUAUGGUGGAGCCUCACUAUGGACAUGCUGGAACAGUUCAUGGGGGCCUCAUGUUCAUCUCAGGUGGCAUCACACGUGACACAUUCCAGAAGGAGCUUUGGUGUUAUGAUCCUGCUGCCGACACAUGGAGUCGGCGUGCCGACAUGAUUGAGUUGCGUGGCCUGCACUGCAUGUGCACCGUCGAAGACAGACUCUAUGUCAUGGGCGGGAAUCACUUCCGAGGCAGCAGCGACUACGAUGACGUCCUAGGCUGCGAGUACUACAGCCCCGAGACAGACCAGUGGACGGUGGUGGCUCCCAUGCCUCGGGGCCAAAGUGACGUUGGUGUGACUGUGUUUAACGGGCAGAUCUAUGUGGUGGGAGGGUAUUCCUGGAACAGCAGAUGCAUGGUUGACAUUGUGCAGCGGUACGAUCCAGAGCAGGACAUGUGGGACAGAGUGUUCAACGUGCUGGAGCCUCUGGGGGGGAUUCGAGCCUGUACGAUGACGGUUCAUCUCCCGGAGGGGUCAGUUGACGAGGCUCAGAUACAAGAGUGUCCGCUGCCCACAGCAAAGAGUUGAGAGCACACCGCAGACAGGGGAUUUCUGAUUAACAAAACAAAAAUUUACCUACAUGCUGUGUCGGAAAGAGGGCAAAACAGGAAAUGGUGUGGGUUGCAAACACAAGCUGCAGGUGCUGCAAGUAUGGCUAGCUAGCUAACAUUAGCAUUCUAGAAAAAAUUCUACAGCUGUCUAUCGAACCCUAUCUUUAGCGCUAUUUCCCGUCCUUGCAUUUACUGCCAGCCAUGCAGCGUCUCUCCUGCUCUGCUGCUUGUGUUCUUUCACUCGGCAGCCACAGUAUGUAAAAGGAAAUCCUCGGUCAAACUUCAGUCAGACUGAACUCUGAAGCAAAAUAGGAUCAGUUAGGAUCAGAGGGCAAAUCCAAAGGUAUUUUUUGGUGGAAACUCAACUUCAUCAUGGAAAUAAUGUGAUUGAACAAAAAAUCUUACAUAAUUUUAUCUUUUCACUAUAAUUCUCAUAAACUAACCAAAAACAUGCCAGAUCUUUCAUCUAUCAUGACGCACAAGCUCAGAGGAAUACAUUGAACUCUGUGUGUCAUAAUGGAGGAUGAAGGAAUUUGUUGCACAAAAGCCACAAUGUGGUUAAUUUGUGAGGGUUUUUAAGUGUCUGGAUGAUAAUGGAGUUCUGUGGCACCGAGUCACAAGAUGUAAGCUGGACUGUGGCUACAAAGACAGAUUGUCUUUAUUAUGAUUUUGGGAACUUGAAUUGGAACUUUUUGUCCCUCUGUGAAUGUAUCCAGUGACAAACACAGAGGGUUUUCACAAUAAAACUUGGGUUUAUAGUCCAACAAGAGGCAAUCACCUCAACAAAGACUGUGAUGUAAUUGCCCCAAAGUUUUUCACACCAACAGACACUGUAAAACAAUCUAUAUGAAUUCCAUAAAACAUGAAUAUAAAGCAAAAUAGCCUGUGAUUUUUCAGCUCUUUAUGCCCCCAUAAAGCCUGUGGAGACUGUACUGUAGUUCAUUUUCCCAUGUCCUCAUGUGAAGCUGCCUGAGCCUAUAUGGUUGAGAAAGAAAGAACCUGAAUCAUUACCAGCUGUGUCAGCGGGGCUGGUACUGUUUUCACCUUGUGAAUCUGUGUGUAAGUGUGUCAUCAUGGAAAAAUAUGGUCCUGGAGACAACUACUGUGACCGAAACUAACAGGAAAGCUGUUUUCAGUACUUUGACUUUGGCAACUGUGAAAGAUGCAGUCACGAAACUUUACAGGUGUGUAGUUGAGAUCAAAAUGAAGGUCGUGUAAGAUAGGAGUGGUCUGACCCAUGAGUACUGACUAGUAGUAAUAACUCAGUACUCAUGUAAUAAUGUAGUAAUGAAUACUGGGUACACAUGUAAUGUAGUUCAUGACUACUGAGCACUCAUGUACUAUUGAAGUAAUAACUCCUGAACACUCAUGGAAUGUAGUUCAUGACUACAGAGUACUCAAGUAAUAUUGCAGUAAUAAGUACUGAGUACUCAUGUAAUGAUGCAGUAAUAACUACUUGGUACUCAUGUAAUGUAGUUCAUGACUACUGAGUACUCAAGUAAUAUUGCAGUAAUAACUACUGAGUACUCAUGUAAUACUGUAGUAAUAACUACUGAGUACUCAUGUAAUGUAGUUCAUGACUACUGCGUUCUCAUGUAAUAAUGUAGUAAUAACUACUGAGUACUCAUGUAAUACUGUAGUAAUAACUACUGGGUACUCAUGUAAUAAUAUAGUAAUAACUGCUAAGUACUCAUGUAAUGUAAUUCAUUACUACUGAGUACUCAUGUAAUAAUAUAGUAAUAACUGCUGAGUACUCAUGUAAUGUAAUUCAUUACUACUGUGUACU
Messenger RNA from Seriola dumerili (greater amberjack), 4097 nucleotides. RefSeq names its product kelch-like protein 9. The coding region runs from base 192 to 2288 and encodes 698 amino acids. Gene Ontology annotation, biological process: regulation of cytokinesis; protein ubiquitination. The transcript is spliced from 11 exons. Lineage: Eukaryota; Metazoa; Chordata; Actinopteri; Carangiformes; Carangidae. The record is from RefSeq and is a predicted model, not a curated record. Gene Ontology annotation, molecular function: ubiquitin-protein transferase activity; cullin family protein binding. Gene Ontology annotation, cellular component: Cul3-RING ubiquitin ligase complex.